Molecule: messenger RNA, 4724 nt
Organism: Tachysurus vachellii
Lineage: Eukaryota; Metazoa; Chordata; Actinopteri; Siluriformes; Bagridae
Product: cohesin subunit SA-2
Exons: 32
Coding region: 183-3686 (1167 amino acids)
Biological process (GO): sister chromatid cohesion
Cellular component (GO): chromatin; nucleus; cohesin complex
Molecular function (GO): chromatin binding
Source: RefSeq, a predicted model, not a curated record
GUGACGUACUUCCGCAAAGCACGCACUGGUGUUGUUAAGGCGAAAGACCACUAGGUGUCGCUGCAGCCGCAGUUCACCAUCUCUUAUCUUUCUCGGAGAUUUUCUCAGGCCAGUUUCACCAGCACUGUAAAUCAAAAGAUGUGAAAACAGGAAGCCAGCACCACAAAAUGAUCUAAGAAGAGAUGAUAGCGGAACCAACGUUACUCUUGAGAACAGUGCAAAAAGAGAACAGUAGUGUUGACGUCUCUUCCUGCACAUCUGUGCAUCAUGCCUGUGGUGUGAGAAAUGAAAACAGAAAGAAGAAUGUGAGAGGAAAGAGGAAAGCAAGAGAUGGCUCAGAGAAUGCUAAGCAGAAGCUCUCAAAGACCAACCACGGUACCAUGGGCAGAGCAGAGAAUGAGCAGCUCAAACAUGGAGACAUGGAAGCCUUCACCUUAUUUGAGGUGGUCACUAUGGGCAGGAGCGCCGUGCAGGCUGUGGUUGAUGACUGGAUUGAGGCGUAUAUUAUGGACAGAGAACCAGCCCUGCUUGACCUCAUCAGCUUCUUCAUUCAGUGUUCAGGAUGUAAAGGUGUAGUAACUGCUGAGAUGUUUCAGAGCAAGGAAGAUUCUGAUGUCAUGAGCAAAAUGGUGGAGGACCUGGAUGAGGGUUCUGGUUUGCAGUAUAAAAGGUUUUUGGCAUUUCCAUGGAUACUGACCGUCACAUGGCCCAUGGACAUUGACAAUGGAGAGUAUCCUCUUGUUAUGCCAGGUCUGUACUGGAAAAAGUUCCGCUCUCACUUUUGUGAGUUUGUCUCAGUGCUGAUCUCACAGUGUCAGUAUAGCGUGAUCUUUGACAGCUACCUCCUGAAUACACUCAUCUCUCUGCUGACUGAGCUGUCAGCAUCACAUAUGCGUGCCUUUCGACACACGUGCACACUGGCAGCAGUAAAGUUGCUCAGCGCCCUGGUGAAUGUGGCUCUCAAUCUCAGCGUUAGUGUGGAAAACAACCAGAAACUCUGUGAGGUUGAGCAGGCCAAGACGUCCAGCAAGCGAGCCUCACAACGGCUGGAUAAGAUCCAGAAGAAGAUUACUGAGUUGAAGGAUAGAAAGCUUGAAAUAGAAGACAUGAUGGAUGUGAUAUUUAAAGGAGUUUUUCUUAAAAGAUACAGAGAUGUGAUACCUGAGAUCAGGGCAAUCUGUAUAGAGGAACUAACUGUAUGGAUGAAGACUUACAAUGCAGUGUUUCUUAAUGAUACAUGUCUGAAAUAUUUAGGAUGGAUGAUGCAUGACAAGCAACCUGAUGUGCGCUUGAAGUGUGUGUUGGGUCUUCAGGGACUUUAUCAGGAUGUUAAUCUUAGCUCCAAAUUGGACCUUUUCACCAGUCGAUUUAAGGAGCGAAUGAUCUCCAUGAUUUUGGAUAAGGACCACGAGGUAGCAGUGCAGGCGAUGAGGCUGCUGAUGGCCAUUGCCCACUCUUGUGAUGACGUUCUGAGCCAGGCAGACUACAAGCACAUAUUUCAGUUUGUAUACUCUACUCAUCGACCGCUUGCAGCCAUGGCAGGAGAAUUUCUCUUCACCAAGUUACUCAGUAAAACCACAAUUCCAGUGAUGAGGGCAGGGAUAUCAGAGGAGGACAGACACAGAGAGCUCACCCUGGCCAGAGUCCGAGCCCUUAUUCAGUUCUACACUGAGAACCAGUUGCACCAGCAUGUGAUGUAUCUGGUGGACAGUCUAUGGGAUAGUGGUGGACCUCUGCUGAAGGACUGGGCCUUUUUUACCUCUCUGCUCACAUCUCAUCCUUCCUCAUCAGAGCAAGCUUUGAGCAGCGAUGAGGAGGGUCUGGUGAUUGAGAUUCUUUUGGCAUCAGUGAGGCAAGCUGCUGAGGGACCUCUACUAGCAGGGAGAAGCAUGGGGAAGAAAGUGAUUGGUACAAAAGAGAAGAGGUUACAGACGGAUGACUGUGCAAAACUUACAGAACACUUCUUAAAGGUGUUACCUGAUCUGAUAUCCAAGUACUCAGAAGAUUCUGAAAAACUUACAUCUUUCCUCAAAAUACCUCAGUACUUUCAAAUGGACACCUGUGGUGAUGAAUACACAGAGUCUGUUCAGGCACUUCUCACUGGGCUGGAAGCUGCAGUGGAUACACACACAGACGCAGCACUACUAGAGGCAGCUGUUCGCUCGUACCAUAACCUCUGUACAAAUGAUUCACACUGGCAACACCUGGCAGCUUCUGCCGUAGGCCAACUCAUCCAGCGCUGGACACACACACUGGGCUCAUGCUUAGGAGAGGCUGUCAGUGAUGCUGCUUUUGUUGGAGAUGGAAACAAAAAGGAAGAAAUUCUAUCCAUUUUGAAUAAAUUAACUGCUUUCAGCAAUGCUCAGGACCUGUCUAAAUGGGGCAUAUAUGAGCUGGUCUCUAAGCUCCUUGUAGUUGAGUUACAGCACGGAGGUGUGCCGGUAGAGAUGAUCACUGAGGCUCUCCGCUGUGUCUGCUGCUGCAUCCUGUGGAACCUGAACAACUUUGGAGAAGGCAUAACCUCCAGGGAGUCAGCUCUCCAUCAAAGGAGUCAGCUACGAGCGUUUUGUGAAAAAUGCCACCGGUGUCUUUCACACACGGAGCAGGUGGUGAGAGAGCAGGCGUUCAUGUGUUUGAGUGAUGUCCUCGUAGCACACAGUUACCAGAUGCAGAUGUGGGAUUCAUCAGCAGGUGCUCCUCUGCUCUAUACUCUUGAACCCAGACUGCAGAAAGCGUUGCUUGGCUUCAUCCUAGACCAUGUCUUCACCGGCCCUGACCCACACAGCCACAGCAGCACUGGCAGUGAGAGUAAGGGUGGUGUGAGCUGGCCAGAGGACUUGCACAGGCGGAGGAAUCUGUUGGCUGCCUACUGUAAACUGAUAGUGCACGGUGUGCUUGAGAUGAGUAUGGCUGCUGAGAUCUUCAAGCACUACAUGAGGUACUACAAUGACUUUGGUGAUAUUAUCAAAGAAACUCUGAACCGCACCCGACAAAUGGACAAGAUUGAAAGUGCACGCACCCUAGUUCUGUGCCUUCAGCAGCUGUACUUGCGGUUGAAGCAGGAGCAGGACACUGGGAGUGUGUGCAUUUCUGGAGUACAGACCUACAGCAGCAUAAAAGAGCUGGCCAGACGCUUCUCACUCACCUUCGGCUGGGAUCAGAUCAAAUCUCGUGAGUCUCUGGCCAUGAUCCACAGGGAUGGCAUUGAGUUUGUUUUCCAGGGUUAUGUUCAGCAGUCAGAAAAGCACUCGUCACCGCCAUACCUCUCUUACCUCACCAUCCUCAGCGAGUUCUCCAGUAAGCUGCUCAAACCUGACAAGAAGACCAUAUAUAGCUAUCUGCAACGUUACACUAGUGAGCAGAGCAUCAGUAACAGGGAGGAGUGCUGGAUGCCUCUCAUCUAUUACAGAGCGUCUCUCCAGGGCACAGCUGAGGGAGAAGACGCCGUGUCCUUCAUCAGCUCUGACACUAAUAAACAGCACUCACUCAAUAAUCGCUCCAGAUCGCCCUCCAUCAAACCGGCUGCAUCUGAAGGAGAUCUGCGAAUUACACAAGAAAGUAAAGGGAGCAAAUUGCUUAAAAGUUUGGAUCUGAGAGCUGCAGAACAUCUCAGGGAAACAGCUGAUAUCCAGCCAGGAGUCACUGCUGAGGAAGUGGAUGUGGACACAAUAGAAAUAGAUAUUUGAUUUUUCUCAUGAAAGUCUAUUCUAAGUCAUUCAUUGAACUUAAUGAGAAUGACACAGCAUGUUUGUUAUGACCUCAUCCAGUUUUUUUAGAGUUACUGUAAGCAAUGAUGUAAUGCCUUGGUGCUAAAGACAUUAAUUAUUGGUUUUACACUGCAUCUUUUUUACAUUUACAGCAUUUAGCAGACACCCUUAUCCAGAGUGACUUACUUUUUUUUUUAAUUACAAUUUAUACUACUGAGCAAUUGAGGGUUAAGGGCCUUGCUCAGGGCGCCAGCAGUGGCAACUUGGUGGAACUGGGAUUCAAACUAAAAACCUUAUGAUCAGUAGUCCAACACCUUAACUACUAUCAUCUAAACCAAAUCGAAGUUAAAGAUGGAAGAAUGUGUAUUUUGUUGCUUCUUUGCUGUUACAUUACAGUUGGCAUCCGUUUCCUUCGAAAUUUGUGAAGCUAUCCACUGUAUCUUUUCAGACUGCUGCUUAUGCUACAUCACAGCGCAAUGGAAGACAUUGUUGGUGGGGGAAAAGCGCUAUCUGCCCUCUCUCUCUAUCUCUGUUUAAAUCACAAAUUACUUUAUAUAAGUGUACAUGUACAAGUUUACUGAGCUGAGAACUGAGAAAUAUAAAACCCCUUUUGGCAAAUAUGGAAUUAUUUAUGGUAUCUAUCGAUCUAACAAUUUAAAACCCACUGUAUAUUUAAAUACUCUGAAGCAAUGAGACAAUUUGAAAAUUUAUGUUGAAAAAGUUACAUGCUUAAGCUGCAGGUUAACUAUUGCCAGUGUCCAUAUAAUCCACACUACGGUUGGAUGUAGAGUGGAUCCACUUUCCAUUAUUUUGUUCAUUCCACAAAAUGUUUUAAAUAAUAUUUGGAAAGAUUCAAUAUUUGUUUAAUAGGAAAUAUGUAAUAUUUGGGUAUGAUUAAAUAUCAAAUCAAUCUGAAACAGAUAAGGAAUGUUCACGUAUUUCUUUGCAUUGUAUAUAACUACAGCUUGUGUAUACUAUUAAUGUUAACCUUUUCACUGUAAUUUCAUUUAUUGAAAA